Coregonus clupeaformis (lake whitefish) is the source of this 6607-nucleotide messenger RNA. Its product is annotated as zinc finger protein 521. The transcript has 8 exons. Gene Ontology annotation, biological process: regulation of transcription by RNA polymerase II. Gene Ontology annotation, molecular function: RNA polymerase II transcription regulatory region sequence-specific DNA binding; DNA-binding transcription factor activity, RNA polymerase II-specific. The record is from RefSeq and is a predicted model, not a curated record. The coding region runs from base 630 to 4865 and encodes 1411 amino acids. NCBI's taxonomy places the organism in Eukaryota, Metazoa, Chordata, Actinopteri, Salmoniformes, Salmonidae. Gene Ontology annotation, cellular component: nucleus.
GAUGAGGAGGGAGCUUCCAUCUUCUCUCUGCUUCUUCAUCCUCUUUUUAAACCAAUUUAGACGUAGACUUGGAUGAGAUUCCGAACCUAAUCCAUGAUUAGCUAAAUGGCGUGAGAAAAGGAAGGGUCUAUAAUAGUUUUGAUGAUAUGGAUAUGCCGAGAAAAGUGUUAUUUUUUUUCUUUUUUGUUAUGUUGCAUUUUUGCUCUCUCACAGCAGGCGUUAUGCUGUCUUUCUCACGCGUUUGCAUUUGAGAUCUGAGGCUAAAAGCAACAAUUCUGUUUUUAUUUCUAAACGACUAUUAUGCCUACAUGCGAAUAGGUAGUCUAUUGCUGGAUAAUGGAAGCGCAUGACGGAAUUACGACUAUAUUCUGACACUUUUCCCGAUACGCAGUUGAACUAAAUAGAGUAGCCUACCCAUUAAUUUGAUUUUAACAUUACAUCCACCUACUCAUCAUCACAAAAUAAUCGCAACUGAUAUCCAGACCAUACGAUAUAAAUGUUAUUGUAAUCGUAAAAGAACCAUCGCUGCUAGUGUCAGUGACAUUUAAACAGGAUAUCCUUAGGUAUUCGCUUUCCAGUGAAUACAAUUUAUCAGUCUGAAACUGAGCAACUUCAUCGUUUUCUGUAGGAUGUCGCGCCGCAAGCAAGCUAAACCAAGAUCAUUGAAAGUAGAAGACAAUGUGACAGAGGAGCAGCACAGUCCUGGGCAGAGUGCCAUUCCGAGCGAUCCAGAGUGUGCUCUUGAGAGGACAUUGGAGGAUGGUGAGGCUGAGGCCGGGUCCAGGCGUUUGAGGAAGAGGCUUCUCUCUCCAGAGGAAGGCGAGGAGGGGGAGGAGGACGACGAGGAGGCCGCGCUGCACAGCUGCGACAGCUGCCGGCAGGUGUUCGAGUCGCUGAGCGAUCUCACCGAACACAAGAUUAAUCAAUGCCAGCUGACAGACAGUGUUGAUCUCGAGGAUGAUCCUUCCUGUUCUUGGCCUGCAUCAUCUCCAUCCAGUAAAGACCAGACUUCCCCCGGCCACUGUGAAGACUAUGAUUUUGGCGAGGAUGAAGGGGGCCCCGGCCUACCGUACCCGUGCCAGUUCUGCGACAAGUCCUUCAGCCGUCUGAGCUUCCUGAAGCGCCACGAGCAGAGCCACGGUGACAAGCUCCCCUUCAGCUGCACCUUCUGCAGCCGCCUGUUCAAGCACAAGCGCAGCCGCGACCGCCACGUCAAGCUGCACACCGGCGACAAAAAGUACCACUGUGGUGAGUGCGACUCGGCCUUCUCACGCAGCGACCACCUCAAGAUCCAUAUGAAGACCCACGCCUCCAACAAGCCCCACAAGUGCCCCGUGUGCCGCCGGGGCUUUCUCUCCUCCAGCUCCCUCCAUGGACACAUGCAGGUCCACGAGCGGGGCAAAGACAGUGGUGGGGGGGGGGCAGGCAGCGGCCUCUCCAGGGAGGAGUGGAAGCUGAAGGAGACGAGGAAGUGCAGCCGCUGCGAGGAGGGCUUUGAUGUCCCUGAGGAGUUGCAAAGGCACAUCACCGAGUGCCACCCCGAGUGCUCGCCGUCGGAGGACGGGGGCCUGUGUGGCGCCUUGCAGUGCAUCUACUGCCACGAGCCCUUCAGCGACGAGGGUGUCCUGCUGACCCACAUUGACCAGGCCCACAGCCGCGACCGCAAAGGUCACAACUGCGCCGUCUGCUCUGAGCACUUCCUCUCCGUGGAGGACCUCUAUGCCCACAUGGAUGUCCACCAGCUCCCCGAGUCCAGUAACCACAGCAACAGCCCAUCCCUGCUCACUGUGGGCUACACCUCUGUCUCCAGCACCACCCCGGACUCCAACCUCUCCGUCGACAGCUCCACCAUGGUGGAGGCCGCCCCGCCCGUACCCAAGACCCGUGGGAGGAGGAAGAGGGCCGCCCAGCACACCUCACACGACGUUGGGGGCCGCUCGUCCAAGCAGCCCAAGAUCUCCUACAGCUGUAUCUACUGCAACAAGCAGGUGUUCUCUAGCCUUGCCAUGCUUCAGAUACACCUGCGGACCAUGCACCUGGACAAACCCGAGCAGGCACACACGUGUCAGUUCUGCCUGGAGGUGCUGCCCUCCCUGUUCAACCUGAACGAGCACCUGAAGCAGGUGCACAAUGCCGAGGACCAUGCCACCCUGCUGGGCAGCCUGCCUGACACCCUGCUUCAGUGUAACUUCUGCACCGAGGUGCUAAGUGACCUCAACGCUCUUCAAGAACACAUCCGCUGCUCCCACGGCUUCCCCAGCCCCGUGGCUAAGGAGAGUAAUGCCUUCUUCUGUCCCCAGUGCUUCAUGGGGUUCCUGACUGAGGCCACGCUGGAGGAGCACGUCCGUCAGACCCACUGCGAUGGGGGCAGCCUGCGUUUUGACUCCCCCCUAGAGGUGACCCCCAAGGAGCCCAUCGUGGAGGUGUACUCCUGCUCCUACUGCACCAACUCACCCAUCUUCAACAGCGUUCUGAAGCUGAACAAGCAUAUCAAAGAAAACCACAAGAACAUUCCUCUGGCGCUGAACUACAUCAACAAUGGAAAGAAGUCUCUGCGUACCCUCAGCCCCUCCUCACCCAUAUCGAUUGAUCAAUCUUUCCUUCAUGGUUCCUCCUCUCGCGGCAAUCGUGGCACUAGUGAGUUCAUCUGCAACCAGUGUGGGGCCAAGUACACCAGCCUGGACCUGUUCCAGACACACCUGAAGACUCACCUGGAUGGGAUGCAGCCCCAGCUCACCUGCCCCCAGUGCAACAAGGACUUCCCCAACCAGGAGUCCCUGCUGAAGCAUGUGACGGUCCACUUUACCAUCACCUCCACCUACUAUAUCUGCGAGAGCUGCGACAAGCAGUUCACCUCGGUAGACGACCUGCAAAAACACCUGCUGGACAUGCACACGUUCGUGUUCUUCCGCUGCACCCUCUGCCAGGAAGUGUUUGACUCCAAGGUGUCCACCCAGCUCCACCUGGCCGUCAAGCACAGCAACGAGAAGAAGGUGUACCGCUGCACAUCCUGCAACUGGGACUUCAGGCACGAGGCUGACCUGCAGCUACAUGUCAAGCACAGCCACCUGGAGAACCAGGGCCGGGCCCACCGCUGCAUCUUCUGCGGGGAGUCAUUCGGCACGGAGGUGGAGCUGCAGUGCCACAUCACCACCCACAGCAAGAAGUAUAACUGCCGCUUCUGCAGCAAGGCCUUCCACGCCAUCGUACUUCUGGAAAAGCACCUGAGGGAGAAGCAUUGUGUGUUCGAGGGCAAGGCCCAGAACUGUGGCGCCAAUGGAUCCACCACCGGAGGAACGGACCACCACCCGGUGGCCAAGGAUGACGCAGAGCUACAGGGUCUCCUGACCAACAGCCAUGGUGCAGGGGCGGCAGGAUCAGGGGGCGUUUUGGAGUCCCCAAACAACCAUGAUGGGAGUGAGGAGGAAGUGGACACCGCUGACCCCUUGUUCGGGUGUGACAUCUGCGGGGCGUCGUACACCAUGGACUCCCUCCUCACCAACCACCAGCUCCGAGACCACAACAUCCGCCCGGGUGAGAGCGCCAUGGCGAAGAGGAAGUCGGACAUGAUCAAGGGCACCCACAAGUGUAACGUCUGCCAACGCACCUUCUUCUCAGAGGCAGGUCUGAGGGAACACAUGCAGACCCACCUGGGCCCCGUCAAGCACUACAUGUGUCCCAUCUGCGGAGAACGUUUCCCCUCGCUGCUCACGUUGACUGAGCACAAGGUCACCCACAGCAAGAGCCUAGACACGGGCAGCUGCCGCAUCUGCAAGAUGCCCCUGCAGAGUGAGGAGGACUUCAUGGAGCACUGCCAGAUGCACCCCGACCUGAGGAACUCCCUGACGGGCUUCCGCUGUGUGGUAUGCAUGCAGACCGUCACCUCUACCCUGGAGCUCAAGAUCCACGGCACCUUCCACAUGCAGAAGACCGGCACCAUGUCCACCAACCACCCCAUCGGCCGCACCACCAAUCUGGCCUCCCACCACCACAACCAGCAUCACCACCAACAACACCACCAGGCCAACCAGAAACUCUUCAAGUGCGCCUCGUGCCUGAAGGAGUUCCGCUCCAAAUCUGACCUGGUGAAGCUGGACAUCAACGGGCUGCCGUACGGGCUGUGUGCCGCGUGUGUCAGCGCCGCCGGCUCAAAGAGCUCCAGCCCCACGGUUAUGAACGGAGGCAGGCAGCAGCAGCAGGGAGGGGGAGGGGCUACGACCCCAGCCAUGCCUGUAACAGCAUGGACCGCUCAGACGGAGAGACUCAGCCCCAGAGAGGGGAAAGGCAAGCCACCCCAUUCAUCCUCAUCGCCCUCCUCCUCUAUCUCCUCGACCGCCGCCAAGACGCGGUGCACCAGCUGCAAUGUGAAGUUUGAGUCGGAGGCUGAGCUGCAGAACCACGUCCAGAAGGUGCACAGGGAGCAGGGAGGGGACAGCAACAGCGGGCAGCUCAGGACCCCACAAGUCUCCCCCAUGCCCAGGGCCAGCCCCUCACAGACUGAGGAGAAGACCUACCAGUGCAUCAAGUGUCAGAUGGUCUUCUACAGCGAAUGGGACAUCCAGGUCCACGUGGCCAACCACAUGCUAGAAGAGGGUCUGAACCAUGAGUGUAAGCUCUGCAGUCAGUCUUUCGACUCGCCAGCCAAACUCCAAUGCCACCUGAUCGAGCACAGCUUUGAGGGCAUGGGCGGCACCUUCAAGUGUCCUGUCUGCUUCACAGUAUUUGUCCAGGCCAGUAAGCUCCAGCAGCACAUCUUCUCAGCCCAUGGCCAGGAGGAUAAGAUAUAUGACUGCUCCCAGUGCCCACAGAAGUUCUUCUUCCAGACAGAGCUACAGAACCACAUGUUGACUCAGCACAGCAGUUAACCAGGCAGAUCAUCAGUGGACCUAAGGAGGAGAGGAGAACCAUACGGCGAGGAGGAGAAUCAUGUCUGACACGGUCGGUCCUCCAACCACCUUCAGUGCAAUAUCCCACUGGCUCUUUUGCACUGAACUUUGGAUUCAGUUCACACCGGGAAGAACCAUGACACACACACAAAAAUUAAAGGACGGAUGAAAGACAGAGGGGUGAAAAAAGGACAGAAGAACUUAGCUCUGGUCUUUGUCUGGUUGUUAUUUCAACAAAACUGGCCAACUAUCUUUGUAAAUAGAAAUUGUUCAUGUGUUGCUUAAUAACUUCAGCUAUAUUGCAGUCGUAUACAGUAUUUGCCAAUGUACAGUUCUGAACCGUUUGUCCCCAAAAAAAGAAAUAGAAAAAAAUGACAAUGCAACUGUCAGAAGAGGUAGAAUUCGUCAACAUUGUGUUGGAGAAACAGGGUGCCAAUGUGGGGUAUUAUUAUGUAGGGAACAGGAAGUUGUGGUAUGGUCAGUCAGGACCCUUUUCAUCAGCGCACAUUUCCUGUAUGUGGAAACUAUCCUGACCUGGUCACUCAUUCCAGAAGCGGGUAGCAGGGUGCUCGAUCACCAGCAGAGCCUGACAUUGUGACAUCACGGGUAUCAUUCCAACAUGGCUGUCCUUCUAGAAGACCAGCUGAGGACUGAAUGGUGCAUUUAAUCUGCCUGCGCAAGUUCAAAUGAGAGGAAGAGAAAAAAAGAGAGAAAAACAGGAUAGGGUUCUGAUAUAUGCAAAAGCAGUGACACAGAUUUGGAAAGGACAGCUAGCUCCUCUGGUUGGCACGGGAACAGAGGCAUCGUGAACCCCCCUGUGUCUCCUAGAGAAUCAUGGGGGGGGGGAUCUCCAGCCCACUGAUUUAAACCUGUACAUUUCUGUUAUUAAUGUUUACUGCUCGUUCAAGCCUGGAGAUUACUGGAAAACAUUUUCUCGUUUUUGUUAGCUCUUUGUAUUUUAGAUUUUUUUGCAAUGGGGAAUACAUCCAUUUUGAUUUGGGGUCGUUGUGGCGACUGUACAUGUAUUAAGUCUCUCUGGGGGAUAUGCUUAUGAAACUUAUGUCCUGGGCUCUCCUGAAGAGUUCCCAACUUAUCCCCUUCCUUCCUCGUUUCCUGCGGUAUCCCAUUGCUCUGCUCUCUGCUCAAGCUGGAAGCCAUUGUAGCGUAAUUAUACACCAAUAUAAAUCAUGCUGUUACAGAUGUAGGAUCUUAAUUUGACCGGUUUCACAGCAGGAAAAUAAUUCUGCAGCAACAGGAAAUGUGAAUUAUUGUAUGGAUUAUAAUAAAUUGACAUUUUUGUAGGGGUUGAUACAUUUGUUUGCUAGGAAAAAUCUAGUCAAAAUCAAGUCAAAUCAAGACAAACUUUAGAAGCCUUUUUUAACCUCGAGUACAUUACACGUUUUCAUUUCCUGCUGUGCAGGAAAUUUCCUGCAACAACAGGGUGAUUAAAUUAAGAUCCCACAUCUAUAUGUAAAUGUUUUUGCAUUCAUUGAACCUGAGAUGCACUUUUGUAUGAAACUUUAAUGUUUUGACCUUUUGAUUGAGAAUUGUUCAUACUCAGUUUACAGGAAAUUAACCACCAUCUCCUGCUGCAGCAAAAGGACAGUUCUCUUCUCUGAUGUUAUUCAAAUGUUAUUGUACAAAUAUGGAGUUCUGUAUUUGGCAGAACUCAUUUUUUUGUGUUGCACAUGUGAUUAAAAUAUUAAAAAUGUAUGAGAAAA